This is a messenger RNA of Aethina tumida (small hive beetle), 2353 nucleotides long. Its product is annotated as probable cytochrome P450 6a21. NCBI's taxonomy places the organism in Eukaryota, Metazoa, Arthropoda, Insecta, Coleoptera, Nitidulidae. Bases 733 to 2271 code for a protein of 512 amino acids. The transcript has 7 exons. Gene Ontology annotation, molecular function: heme binding; monooxygenase activity; oxidoreductase activity, acting on paired donors, with incorporation or reduction of molecular oxygen. The record is from RefSeq and is a predicted model, not a curated record.
AUUUCUGUUUUGUGCGAGAACAACAUUUUAAUACCCAUGCAAAAAAUAGUCGCAUUUAUCAUGUUUUUUCUUUUGAGAUAUAACUUGUAUGAUAAUGUGUAGGGGGGACCUGUUCCAUUUAAUGGCGAGAACAUGUCAAAUGUGUUGAUUAAAAGUGACAAUAAUUGAGAAAAUAUUUUCGAUGAUAUGGUUGAUUUACUGAGAGGAAAAUUUUAUUGGCCUCCAAAAAGUUAAAUAAGAUAUAAUCUUCAACUGAUCUGCAAAGAGGAAUACGGAAGUGACAUAACCCUUCAUUUAUAAACAAGUAAAUCAUUUAGAUAAGAAUAUUUGAAUGUGGAAACAUACAUAAAAUUGUGUAAUAGAUAAAUAUGUACCCACUAAUCUGAAACUUACGAUUGGAUAAAGGCAAUGUCAAACGGAGAAAUGAUAAAUAGCGAGGAGCUUUUGUCAUCCCUUGAGUCAUUUGUCAUUCAACAAGGCCCAUUUAUAUCCGAAUUGAUUGCUCAAACAGUUGUCCCAUUAUUCCGGUGACAUAAUACCGUAAUUUCUCAGACAUAUUCUCCACUCAAAACGAUCCCUCGAAACAUUUUAUUGUUCGAAUUUUUUGUUAUUAUAAAUUAUUUCUUUAUACUGCUCUAUUUCUUUUUGUUUUUUUAAUGUUUCAUUGUCCUUUCCAGACAAGUUUCAACUAUAGCAAUCAUAACCUGCUCAAGAUUAUCUGUUAUUUAAGAUAUGUUUUUAACAAUUCACUGGUGUUUGUACAUAAUCCCAGUUAUCGGAAUCUUGUACAUUUACUUCAGACAUUCCUACAGGUAUUGGAAAAGAAUGGGAGUACCACAGAUGGAACCGUCGUUUCCAUUUGGUGAUAUGGCCAGUGUGAUAUUUAGAAAACAAAACAUGGGUGAUAAAAUUAAAGAGAUUUAUGAUAAAAUGAAAGGUCACCGAUAUGUGGGAUUGUACUUUUUCAGCAGGAAAGCUUUCCUGCCCCUGGAUCCAGUUUUAAUUAAAAACAUUUUGUCGCAGGACUUUAACCACUUUUACGACAGAGGAAUCUAUUACGAUGAAGAAAAUGACCCACUUAGCGCGCACCUCUUUUCUAUAGCGGGUACUAAAUGGAAAAACCUUCGAUCCCGUUUAACCCCCGCCUAUUCCCCUGGAAAACUUAGAUACAUGUUUAACACGAUUCUGCAAUGCGGUCACGAAAUGACCGACAUCCUGUCGGAAAUGACGAGGCGGGAUCGUGCGGUGGAGAUAAAGGAAAUCCUGGCUCGGUACACCACCGACGUGAUAGGAUCCUGUGCCUUCGGCCUGGAGUGCAACAGUAUGCGUAACCCCGACGCAGAAUUUAGAAUCAUGGGUCGACGUGCGUUCACGCAAACUGUCGGUGAUGUUUUAAAAAUGAUUGUUAUAAGGAGUUUUCCGACUUUGGCGAAAUUUCUGGGAUUUGGAGUUUUUUCUAAUAAUGUUACUAAUUUCUUUCAACGAGUCGUUAAGGAAACAAUUGAGUACAGAGAAAAUAACAAUGUUACUAGAAAUGACUUUUUACAACUAUUAAUACAAAUGAAAAAUAAUAUAAACAUAGACACAGACAGUAAUAAUGAAAAGCAAAAAGAAGGAACAUCUUUAACAAUGGAAGAAGCAGCGGCUCAAGCCUUCAUUUUCUUUCUCGCUGGUUUCGAGACAACUUCAACAACGAUAAGCUUUGCAAUGUUCGAAAUGGCUUUGAACCCAAAAAUUCAGAACCGAGUUCGUGAAGAGUUUUGUGAAGUUUUAGCCAAACACAAGGGCGACAUUUGUUAUGAUGCACUUAUGGAGCUCCCAUAUUUGGACAUGGUCAUUUCCGAAACUCUGAGAAAAUAUCCGCCUGCUCCUGUGUUUUUGCGAAAAUGUACCAAAACGUACAAAGUGGCAGACUCCAAUGUCUAUAUUGAAAAGGGUCUGUCCGUUUUAAUUCCGGCAUAUGGGCUACACCGCGAUCCAGAAUAUUUCCCGCAGCCGGAGCUGUUUAAUCCAGAACGUUUCAGCGAGGAAAAUAAAUCUAAAAUAUGGGAUUACACGUAUAUUCCAUUUGGCGAUGGUCCCAGAGCGUGUAUCGGAAUGCGAUUUUCCCUUAUACAGAUCAAAAUAGCCCUUAUAUUAAUAUUGAGGGACUUCAACAUUUCUAUAAAUCAAAGAACCAAACUUCCUUUAAAGAUGGAAACGAAAGGAAUAAUUUUGUCACCGAUUGGAGGAUUAUGGUUCAACUUCGAAACACUAAAAAAAUCAAAUUAAUCUAUAUUUAAAUUGUACCUGGUCAGUUAUUUUGUACUGUGAUAAAUUUGAUGACGAUAUUUUAUUUUAAGUCAAAAAAACA